CAUUGUUGUUUGUUGAUUGUCAUUGUUGUCAUUGUUGUUUGUUGUCAUUCAAGUUGUCUCUGAAAGCGGUAAACGUGCGGUAAACCUUUCGGUAAACGAAAGAUGUUCAUUUUUACUGAAACGCUUGUUAUUUAAUCAUAAGAAAUAUAUAGUCAUAUAAGUAAUUAGAAGAAUAGAAACUAGGUAAUUAGAAAGAAAAGAACACAAGAAAUACUAGCAAGAAUUGUUUUUUUCAAUCAACUUAUCAAGGAUUUUUUCUUAUCCUUUGAAUUAAUCAUGUCUGUAAUUGUGUCUGCUAUACAAGUAAAAUGGUUUCUUAAGCAAAUGUGCACCAACAAAUUGUUUGUAGUUGAUACUUCUAACUUUAGAGUUGGACGUUGUCCCACUGCACAAGUGAUUUUGAAUAGUAAUAAAACCUCGAGGACACAUUCUUCUUUUCUUGUAAAUGUAGAAGGGCAUCUAUUUAUUCAAGAUUUAAAGAGUGUUAAUGGCACAUUUGUUAAUGGCCAACAAAUUGAAGUAUAUGUUCAACAUCGAGUUUUUCCUGGAGAUAUUGUGAGCUUUGGUCUAGCUCAUGAAAAAUUAGCUGAAAACGAAAAAGAUAGAAAUACAUUUUUUGAGGUUUUGAUGGAAGUACCAAAACCCUUGGAACCAGUAGAGAUAGAUUUAGUAGACUCGACGACUGGUAUAUCUGAAAACAAACCUGUUGCCAUAAUUGAUCUAGUUGAAACUCCAAGUAAUGAAAAUAUAGAUAGUAGUACUAAUAGUCAAAUAGGAUUACAUAGUUCAAUCUUAGAAACACCAAAGGAAUUUUUAAAUAAUUUGUUUGGAAGCUCACCUAGAUCAUUGAAUUUAGGAGAUUCUGUAAAAUCUGAUAAAUUUCAAUAUAAGACAAGUGUGGAUUUAGGUGAAAAUCAAGAUGUUUCAAAACUAACAGUAUCUGGAAUGAAAGAGUUUAAGGGUGAGAGCAAAACCAAUGUUAUUACUGAUGGUAGUUUAGAGUUGAAUAAUGAGUGUGAAGAAAAUGUAUUCUAUAUUAAUGAUAGUGAUAGUGAAAUCUCUCUGGACAAUAUUUCAAAAGAGAGAAAUACCACAUCCAACCUGUCUAAUGUUUGCUCAGAUGUUUUAAGCCGUAAUAUUACCACUGAUAACAGUAAUAGUCCUAGUACAGACUUUAAUAAAGGAAAACAUGAAAGUACUGACUUUAUUAGUGAAUAUAAGGAGUUAAAAUAUGCACUAAAUAACAGUUUUCUUGCUAAACAGGUAAUAAAUUGCCAAAAUGCAUCAAGUGAUUUGAAAAAUAGUGGUAAAAAUUACAACGACAACAAUUUAAGAAGAAAAAGUGAUACAAGUGUAGACCUAAAGUCUAAAAAUAAGAUAUUUAAAGACGCUAAAACAAUGCAGCAAAAUAAAAUGCCUCUUAAACUAAAAAAUAAUUUAUUAACAGAUAAGGAAUCCUCAGACAGUUCAUUAUUAAACAAAAUUAAGAACAAAGGUAAAUGUAUGAUAGAAAAGUUGGGAACUACUGAAAAUAAAACAAAUGUAAAUAUGCCUGAUAUUGAAAAAGUUGAGGAGAAUGUGUUAGACGAAGUAUUACUAGUCUCUUUGGUUAAAAGUAAUACAAACAAGAUAAAUAAUCAAAUGAAAGUAAAUUUUGAAGAUAAUUGCAACUUAAGUCGUAAUGAAGAAGUAGACCAUAAAAGAAGCUCAGAAAAUUUACUCUCUUCACCUAUUGGAAGUUCUAAUAACAGUAAUAUUAAUAAAAGUGACAGAUCUUUUUCAAACAGUUUUUCCACAUGUAAAGAUGCAUCAAUUGUUAUUGAUGUGACUGACGAUGAUGAUGAUGAUUUUUCAUGUAGUCAAAUUUUCCAAAUGUCUGAAAAAGUAAAAACAGUAGAACAAGAUGAUAAUUUCCAAAAAAUUAAAAGGGAAUUGGCUGAAAUGGACUUUUGCAAUGACGAAAUAAUUUUAAAUCAAGUACCAGUUGACUUGGAAAAUGAUUUUGAGAAUUCUGGAUUUGAAAAUACGCAAGAGAUGUGUGACUAUUUAGAGGAUGAUUUAGAUAAUAUACAAGAAAAUGCUAUAGAACCUGAUAUAUCAAGUAAGUCAAAAGAUACAGAAAAUAAUUGCUAUUUGACAAGUAAAGAGUUAAUGGUAGGCCCAUCCAAAGAUGAUUGUCAUAAGCUAGACAUAAAAAAAAAUAAUAUAGUGGAUGAAUCUCAUAGAAAUAAAAAAUCAAACAAAAAAUCACCAGGAAAGUUGUCAGUGAAGGUUGAUACUAAAGCAAGCAAUAAAUGUGCUAUGGUUAAAAGGAAGAACUCAUUAGAAGAAUCUAAGAAUAAGAAAAAAAUAAAAGCGUCUAUAACUACCCCUGGCUUGUUAUCUAAAUGCGACUCAAAGAGUAUCCAAUCUGAAUUGAAAAAAAGACAUUCUGGAUCAGGUCUUGAAAUAGACAAAUCAACAAAAAGUGCUAUUAGAGAAGAGAGACGUAAGAAACUUAAGCAAUUAGAAGAAAGUAAUGCUAAAAAUAAAAUAGCAAAGAAAGUAUGUGAUAAUAUUUCUACAGUAAAAGUAAUGCCACAAGCAACAACAAAUCGGGGCUCAUUUUUAUGUGAAGAACCUUCCUUAGUUAAAGUUGCAAUACAAAAUAAAUCACCAACAUAUAAAUUGAAACCAAUAGAUUUACCUAAGUUGCCACCUUUGACUAGAAUUAGUGACACUACACCAAGCAAUUCGUUUGGAGGUAAUACUAAAGGCAGAUAUAAUUUAAGGCACAGUAGUGGUAAUAAUGUUGUACAAACCGCACACCAUAUUUCAAGUACAACAUCUAAUAGGGGUCAGAGUUUACCACAAUCUUCUAUAGAAACUACAAGCAAAGCAACUAAAAGUAGUGAUAUGAAUUUUAAAACCCCUGCUACUACAAGAAACACCAAUUUACAAAGGUCGAACUCAAAUUAUAGUACAAUAUCAACUAUAGAAACUUUGUCUAGUCGAUUAAUGUAUCCUAAUGUCCCCACUGCUACUCUAAAAAAUACGUCGAAUCGACAUUUAAUAAACUAUAGCACUGACGAUAUUGUUCACAAAAUUGUUCAUUGGUCUCCUAAUUGGCUAGUAGAACAAGUUGAUAUAGAUAUUAGUCCACCUAUUAACGAUCCACCAGCAAGCAAAAUUCCAUUAAAUUUUCGAGAUUUUAAUCAUUACUAUGAUACAUUCUAUAAGAUGGUACUAUUGGAAAAAUGGCAUUAUUUAUUUAAAGGAUUCAGGGAAAGUAAGGAGCAGCCCAGAAAAGCUCAAAUUACACAUGUACGGGUAAUGAAUGAUUUGAUGUAUAUCGACUGUAUAUGUUAUAUCACCAAAGAAGAACUAAGAAAGGGACUGUAUUAUAGAAAUGAAGACUUUUUACUAGUGGAAUAUAGAACAAGUGAUAGCAACAAAUAUUACUUGUCACUAAAUUUUGGCUUUGUUAGUAGAUGCAAAAAAACAGAAGUAUUAGAAAAGGACUUAGGUGAAAUAAAAUUACUUUCCCAUGAACAACACAUAUGUUUAGAAUUUACCAUAGUAACUCGAUAUCAACCAGGCAAGAAGAUUGAUUGUAAAGCACAUAUUUUGUUGAAAUUAUUAGCAAAUAUAGGAGCACAUCUGAAGCAAAUAAAAGCUAUUAAGAGUUUGAAGGAUUCAGCUUUAUGUAAAAGAGUAUUAUAUCCAAUUAUUGAAGAUUAUACAUUUCCUAUAACACAUCGUAAUAUUGUUCAUCCGAAUAUGUUAAAUUUUGAACAAAGACAAAUUGUUCUCGAAGCAGCUAGUCUCUGUACAGGUUCAUCAAAGGGUAUCUAUUGUAUCAAAGGGCCUCCUGGGACAGGAAAAUCAAGUGUUAUAGUGAAUUUAGUUUUUCAAAUAUUAACUUCUUAUUACAUAACACAGGAAACAAAGAACCCUCCUUUGAUAUUGUUAGCAGCUCCAUCAAACACAGCCGUUGAUACUUUGUUGUCAAAGUUGGUUGCAAAGAAGUAUAAGCUGCCGACUUCAGAAUGGGAAAAACUUAAAAUGAAUAUCAAAUUAAUACGAAUCGGACCAGAAGCUAGUUUAAGUGGGGACGGAAUUCUCUAUUCUCUUACCUCUUUAGCAGCAAAACAUGUCGGUACGAGAAAUAAGGACCAUCCAGCAUUCAUAGCUGCAAGAGAAUCACGUGAUGAUAUGAUGCAAUUUUCAAAGAGAUAUUUUGGAAAAAAUUAUGGUCAAGAAUUAAAAAUAUGUGAAGAUAUUGUUAUAAAAAAUAGUACCAUAAUUUGUACCACUUUAAAUAGUUGCGUUAAUGGGAAACUUAUUGAUGCUGUUAAUCGGGGUCUUAUUAAAUUUUCGUGUUGUAUAAUUGACGAAGCAACUCAGUGUCAUGAAGUCGAAUCACUGCUACCUGUUAUGUUAGGCAUAGACAAGUUUGUUCUUGUGGGAGAUCCAAAACAGCUUAAUGCAACUAUCAUGAAUAGGGAGGCUUCAAAUUUGGGCUAUUCUGAAAGUUUAUUUAGCAGAAUAUCAAAUAAUUUUAAGAAUACUCGGAGAAGUCCUAUACGAAUGUUGACAACACAAUAUAGGAUGCAUCCUGAAAUUUGUUCAUUCCCAGCAAGACAGUUUUAUGACGGAUUGUUAAAUUCUUUGCCAAAUCAUCCCAACAAGUUGCCUGAUAAAAUAAAACCUUACUUGGUCUUCAGCUGUGAUAAGUUUAAUGAUUGUGCGGAUUAUACUAAUGUUGACGAAGUUCAUUUACUAAAAACAUUGUUACAUUCAAUCAUUGAACUAGUUGACAGUAUUCAUGUAUAUACUAUUGGUAUUAUUACUCCAUAUAAUGCGCAAAAGGAUCUUAUUAACCACAACAUUAAAGAUUUGCUGUAUUCAAAGAAAAAUUGUAAGAUUACAGUAAAUACUGUUGACAGUUUCCAGGGAUCUGAAAAUGACGUAAUUAUAAUUUCGUGCGUGCGUAAUACAACAAAUUCAUUCUUGCAAAAUGAAAAUAGACUGAAUGUUGCUUUGACCAGAGCAAAACAGGUUUUGUACAUUAUUGGAAAUUACAAUUUGUUUAAGGAAUGCCGAAUAUUGUACGAUCUUAGAGAAGAUGCAAAAAAACGAAAAAUGAUUUUAAAUAUUAAGCAAAAUCCACAGACAAUUACUAGCUUUCGUAAAUAUCUAAUAAAGCAGAUGUAAUCAUUUUUUAUAUUAUAAGUAUAACGUUACAUAUUAAAGUGCUUUUUCUGUUG
Messenger RNA from Sitophilus oryzae (rice weevil), 5249 nucleotides. It is a transcript of the gene Setx, whose product is annotated as probable helicase senataxin. Gene Ontology annotation, biological process: termination of RNA polymerase II transcription. The transcript has 14 exons. NCBI's taxonomy places the organism in Eukaryota, Metazoa, Arthropoda, Insecta, Coleoptera, Curculionidae. Bases 277 to 5196 code for a protein of 1639 amino acids. The record is from RefSeq and is a predicted model, not a curated record. Gene Ontology annotation, cellular component: nuclear body. Gene Ontology annotation, molecular function: protein binding; 5'-3' DNA helicase activity; transcription termination site sequence-specific DNA binding.